Tyto alba (common barn owl) is the source of this 1973-nucleotide messenger RNA. It is a transcript of the gene CHTOP, whose product is annotated as chromatin target of PRMT1. Lineage: Eukaryota; Metazoa; Chordata; Aves; Strigiformes; Tytonidae. Bases 205 to 951 code for a protein of 248 amino acids. The record is from RefSeq and is a predicted model, not a curated record. The transcript is spliced from 6 exons.
CCAUUUUGGCCGUCUCGGCGCGGGCGGUGGGAGGAGGGAGGGUGGCUGGCUGGCUGUGGUCGUCGCCGCCAUUUUGUCCGCGGGUGUUUGAGCGCGGCGGGAGCGGGCGGAGGGCGCCGGAGUCAGCCCCACACCCCGCGCCACCCGCCGGUUAGCCCCACCGGAGACCUGGCGACCGUCUGCUUCGAUUCUCUUGAUCUGAAGAUGGCUGCACAGUCAGCACCGAAGGUUGUGCUAAAGAGCACCACCAAGAUGUCUCUGAACGAGCGCUUUACUAACAUGCUGAAGAACAAACAGCCGAUGCCAGUGAAUAUUCGGGCUACGAUGCAGCAGCAGCAGCAGCUAGCCAGUGCCAGAAACAGAAGACUGGCCCAGCAGAUGGAGAAUAGACCUUCUGUCCAGGCUGCUUUGAAGCUCAAACAGAAGAGCUUAAAGCAACGCCUUGGUAAAAGUAAUAUUCAGGCACGAUUAGGCCGGCCGGCGGGACCCCUCGCUCGUGGGGCCAUGGGAGGAAGAGGACUGUCUAUGGGGCAGAGGGGCUUGCCACGAGGAGCCAUGCGUGGUGGCCGGGGAGCAAGAGCUCUGCUGAGAGGAGGAGUCCCACUCAGAGGUCAGAGCCUGCUUCGUGGAGGACGAGGUAUCUCCCCCAGGAUGGGCCUGAGAAGAGGUGGCAUUAGAGGUCGCGGUGGCCCUGGGAGAGGUGGCCUAGGCAGAGGCGCCAUGGGCCGUGGAGGACUUGGUGGCAGAGGUCGCGGCAUGGCGGGCCGGGGACGAGGGGGCUUUGGAGGUCGUGGCAGAGGCAGAGGACGAGGAAGAGGAUCGACACGUCCUGCAUUGACCAAGGAGCAGCUGGACAACCAGUUAGAUGCUUACAUGUCUAAAACGAAAGGACACCUCGAUGCUGAGCUGGAUGCUUACAUGGCUCAGACAGACCCAGAAACAAACGACUGAACGUCGUUCCCAGAGACUGUUGUUGAAGUUAGUGUGUUAUGUCGAUGCCCAUAAGCUAAAAACGGAAACCCCGAUUCAUGCUGGAAGGACCCACAGGAAUAGGGAGCGGCCCUGCUCUACCCAGAGAUCAGACUUUAGUGUGUUCCUUUAAUGUUUUGAUACUAUCUGUUGUAUGAAACCUUUUUUUUAUUAUUAUUUUUUUUUUUAAUAUCUUUUUCUUUCCCUGAGUACUCCAAACAUGAAUGUGACAGAUCUGCUGCAAUUAAUCCGUCGACAUCAGCGCUGGUGACUCGCCGUGCCCACGCUGCCUUAGGUGAAGCACUCGUGGGUGCUGGGAUCGCGUGUUUGUGCCUCUUGAGCCCCGCAGAUUCAUUUUGGGAUUGGCCAGGUCCCCAAGUGUGACCCAAGGGCCGAGUUCAUGCCUGCAAGUUCAGUUUAACCCAUCUGAACCAAAAAAAAAAAAAAAAAAAACCAAAACAAAAAACUCCCAGCAAGGCAAACAGGCCAGGUUUAGUUGUAGCAUUCCUAGACAUGCCAAUCUUACUGUUUUGCACCAAAAGUUCCUCUUCUGUUGGCAGAUGCCUAGUGGAGAGCACUUCCCGAGUUGAAAACUUUUUGGUUUAGGUUAUAGUGGGGUUUUUUUUUGUGUUUAGAUAAAAGUUUGAAUUUCUUUUGCAUUGUGUUUGAAGAGAUGGCACCAGUGGUUUCUGUAUCCGCAAAAACAAAUGUUUAUUUAAAGAAAUUGGAAGCAGGAACAUAAAAUUACAGCUGUGACAGCAAAGCAUGGUAGAACUGUCUCUUUUUAAAACAGAGGGUCCAAAAUUAAUCUGUUACCUUUCGGUUUAACCAAAACUGUGUCCUCUGGUCAACCCAACUGCCUGCACUUAACCCUUGGGUUUGGGAAGGGUCUGUUCCUCCCCCCUUUCCUUGAAUUUUAAGUUCAACCAUUCUGUGAACUGUUCCAGAUUCAAUGGAAUCUUGUAUUUCUGGUUUGUUGUAACAAAGGAGAAUUAUAAAAGUAA